Neohortaea acidophila is the source of this 1494-nucleotide messenger RNA. Its product is annotated as beta-lactamase-like protein. The record is from RefSeq and is a predicted model, not a curated record. NCBI's taxonomy places the organism in Eukaryota, Fungi, Ascomycota, Dothideomycetes, Mycosphaerellales, Teratosphaeriaceae. The transcript has 2 exons. The coding region runs from base 152 to 1282 and encodes 376 amino acids.
GGUGGACCUCAUGCCGUCAUUUCCCCAUGUUUCCACAGAUUGGUAAAGCGCAUUAGCCUAAGCAACCCUUACAUCAGAGAAAUACACAGCGAGUGGCACCAUCUUGCUGAGCAAUUCACAGUAACUAAAAAUACGUGUGGCAAAAAAUACCAUGGCAGAGACAUUGGUGAAGGCGAAACCGCCACCCAACCUGAAUAUUCCCCAAUCCAACCACACCGUCAAGGUGUCGGUUAUCGAUGCAACAUGUCGGCUCCGCCUUCCCAUGAAGACCCUUCUCCAACCCGAAUACACCGGGAACGAGAACCUCGAGGGGCCCUGCCUGGCCUUCUUGAUCGAACACCCGGCCCGCAAACCCAUUCUGUUUGAUCUGGGCAUUCGCAAGGACUGGGACCAGCUUCGAUCGUACGAGCGGAUUGCCAGGCUCGGAUGGUGGGUCAACGUGGAGAAGAACGUGGCGACUAUCCUGAAGGAGAAUGGAGUUGAUGUCGACGGCGGGGCCAUUGAGAGCAUCAUCUGGAGCCAUCACCAUUGGGAUCACGUAGGAGAUCCAUCGACCUUUCCUGGCUCGACGGAAUUGGUCGUCGGCCCGGGUUUUAAGGAGGCCCAUAUGCCCGGUUAUCCCACACGCGAGGACUCGCCUCUCUUGGACACGGACUUCAAAGGCCGCAACACGCGGGAGAUCGACUUUCAGAAAGAAGGCGGCGGCCUCAAGAUCGGCCGCUUCAAUGCCUUUGAUUACUUCGGCGAUGGCAGUUUCUACCUCUUAGAUACGCCAGGCCACACAAUCGGGCACAUUUGCGGCCUCGCCCGCACCUCCACCGGCCCGGACACCUUCAUCUUCAUGGGUGGCGAUGCAGCUCAUCACGGCGGCGAGUUCCGGCCCACAGAGUACCUGCCCAUUCCCAAAGAACUCGACCCGUCGCCCUUGAAGCGACGAGGCGGCGUAUGUCCGGGCCACCUGCUGGAAGAGGUGCACGCGCACGGCGUUGCGGACAAGCCCUUUUACUACGUGACCAAGUCCUUUGCGUACGACAAGAAGUUGGCCGACUGGACGCUCGACGGGCUAGGGGAGUUCGACUGCCACGACAACAUCCUCGCGCUGAUGGCGCACGACAAUGAUACUGUGGAUCCGCCGCAGCUAGACUUUUACCCGGACUCGGCGAACGAUUGGCACCAGAAGGGGACGGCGAAGAAGUUGAAGUGGUUGUUUUUGGGAGCGUAUGACGGGGCGGUAGAGGCGAAGCAGAAGGGGGAGAAGCCUUUUGUCUGGGGGCAGACUUGAGCGUGUUGAAGCUUCGUAUAUAUAUAAAAUAAAGCGGCAGUCGUGCCACCUGCUACAAGUCCUCAGACUCGUUACAGGUAAUCGUGGUGAAGAUGCGUGGAUGCUUGAGCGAUCUGACAAUUCGCUGACAAUUCGGCGACUUCCGUUAGCGCCCGAGCAUCUCGACCAAUCAUACUGCAGAUCUAGUCGAAAGGCUUCAAGUUGUUCACCGG